Molecule: messenger RNA, 6205 nt
Organism: Ceratotherium simum simum (southern white rhinoceros)
Lineage: Eukaryota; Metazoa; Chordata; Mammalia; Perissodactyla; Rhinocerotidae
Gene: LCT
Product: lactase
Biological process (GO): carbohydrate metabolic process
Molecular function (GO): hydrolase activity, hydrolyzing O-glycosyl compounds
Source: RefSeq, a predicted model, not a curated record
AUGGACCUGGCUUGGAACUCUGUCUUUAUUGUCCUCCUAAGUUUUUCAUGCUGGGGGUUAGACUGGGAAUCUGAUAGAAAUUUCAUUACAGCUGCCGGUCCUCUAACCAAUGACUUGCUGCACAACCUGAGCGGUCCACCAGGAAACCAGGAUUCUAACUUUGUAGCAGAGGACAAAGACAUUUAUGUUUGUCGCCAGCCACUGCCCGCGUUCCUGCCAGAGUACUUUAGCAGUGUUCAUGCCAUUCAGAUCACCCAUUAUAAAGUAUUUCUGCCAUGGGCACAGCUUCUCCCAGCAGGAAGCUCCAAGAACCCAGACAACGGAACAGUGCAGUGCUACCGGCAACUCCUUGAGGCUCUCAAGGAAGCGCAGCUUCAGCCCCUGGUCGUGCUGCACCACCAGACCCUCCCUGCCAGCACCGUCCAGAAUAGCGACGUCUUUGCUGACCUCUUUGCUGACUAUGCCACAUUCGCCUUCCACUCCUUUGGGGACCUAGUUGAGAUGUGGUUUACUUUUAGUGACUUGGAGGAGGUGAUAACAGAGCUUCCCCACCAGGAAUCAAGAGCUUCACGUCUGCAGACCCUCACUGACGCCCACAGAAAAGCCUAUGAGAUUUACCACGAAAAAUAUGCUUCUCAAGGCGGACGGCUCUCCGUGGUCCUACGAGCUGAAGUGGUCGCUGAGCUCCUGCUGGAACCCUCCACGUCUGUGCUUGCCAAGGACGCCAUCGAUUUCAUCUCUCUGGAUUUGUCUUAUGAAUGCCAAAGUGAGGCGAGUUUACUGCAGACGCUGAGUAAAUUGCAGACUAUUGAGCCAAAAGUGAAAGUUUUCAUCUUCAAUCUAAAACUCCAGGACUGCCUCUCCACCAGGAAGAACCCAGCUGGGCUACUCUACAGCCUUUUUGAAGCCAUAAAUAAAGACCAAGUGCUCACCAUUGGGUUUGAUGUUAAUUCUUUCCUGAGCUGUUCAUCAAGUUCUGAGAAAAGGUCUUGUUCUCUGUCUGAUGACCUGACCCUUCAGACUGCCCUGCAGCAGGACCUCGAGACGGCAGGAGACUCCUCAGCCCCCAACUCAGCCUAUCAGAGAGUCUGGGAGAUGUUUGCCAACCAGUCCAGGGCAGAAAGGGAUGCCUUCCUGCAGGAUGUCUUUCCUGAAGGCUUCCUCUGGGGCGUCUCCACGGGAGCCUUUAACGUGGAAGGAGGUUGGGCUGAGGAUGGAAGAGGGGCAAGCAUCUGGGACCAACUAGGGCACCAGAAUGCCACCAAGGGCCAAGCAACACCGGAGGUAGCCAGUGACAGUUACCACAAGGUGGACACUGAUGUCGCCCUGCUUCGUGGCCUCCAGGCUCAGGUCUACAAGUUCUCCAUCUCCUGGUCCCGUAUCUUCCCCACUGGGCACGGGAGCAGCCCCAACCUCCGGGGUGUCGCCUACUACAACAAGCUGAUUGACAGCCUGCUGGACUCACACAUCGAGCCCAUGGUCACGCUGUUCCACUGGGACCUGCCUCAGGCCCUGCAGGAUCUUGCCGGGUGGCAGAAUGAGACUGUGGUGGAUGCCUUCCUGGACUAUGCAGCCUUCUGCUUCUCCACUUUUGGGGACCGUGUGAAGUUGUGGGUGACCUUCCACGAGCCGUGGGUGAUGAGCUACGCAGGCUACGGCACUGGCCAACACGCGCCGGGCAUCUCCGACCCAGGGGUGGCCUCAUUUAAGGUGGCUCACUUGGUCCUCAAGGCUCAUGCCAGAGCUUGGCACCACUACAAUAACCACCAUCGCCCACAGCAGCAGGGACGCGUGGGCAUUGUGCUGAACUCAGACUGGGCAGAACCCCUGUCUCCAGAGAGUCCCGAGGACCUGAGCGCCUCUGAGCGCUUCUUGCAUUUCAUGCUGGGCUGGUUUGCACACCCCAUCUUUGUGGAUGGAGACUAUCCAGCUGCCCUGAGGGCUCAGAUUCAACAGAUGAACGAACAGUGCCCCAGUCCUGUGGCUCAGCUCCCUGAGUUCACUGAGGCAGAGAAGCAGCUCCUGAAAGGCUCAGCUGAUUUUCUGGGUCUGUCCCAUUACACUUCCCGUCUCAUCAGCAAGGCCCAACAAGAUACCUGCAUCCCCAGCUAUGAUACCAUCGGAGGCUUCUCACAACAUGUGGACCCUGCAUGGCCUCAGACCUCAUCUCCUUGGAUUCGAGUGGUACCCUGGGGUUUAAGGAGGCUGUUGCAGUUUGUAUCCUUGGAAUACACAGGAGGAAAAGUUCCGAUCUACCUGGCUGGGAAUGGCAUGCCCAUAGGGGAAAGUGAAGACCUCUUUGAUGAUUCCUUCAGAGUAGACUACUUUAAUCAAUAUAUUAAUGAGGUGCUCAAGGCUGUCAAGGAGGACUCGGUGGAUGUUCAAUCUUACAUUGCUCGUUCCCUCAUGGAUGGCUUCGAAGGCCCCUCUGGCUAUAGCCAGAGGUUUGGGCUGCACCACGUCAACUUCAAUGACAGCAGCAAGCCCAGGACUCCCAGGAAAUCUGCCUACUUUUUCACCAGCAUCAUUGAAAAGAAUGGUUUCCUCACCAAGGUAGUAAAAACACUGCCACCACCCAGUAUAACAAACAUUGCCCCUAGAAUCAGAGCCUUCACUUUUCCAUCCGAGGUGCCCUCCAAAGCUAAAGUAGUUUGGGAAAAGUUCUCCAACCAACCCAAGUUUGAAAGGGAUUUGUUCUACACUGGCACAUUCCGAGAUGACUUUCUGUGGGGCGUGUCUUCAUCAGCCUAUCAGAUUGAAGGAGCUUGGGAUGCUGACGGCAAAGGCCCCAGCAUUUGGGAUAACUUUACCCACACACCAGGGAACAAUGUGAAAGACAAUGCUACCGGAGACAUAGCCUGUGACAGCUAUAACCAAUUGGAUGCUGAUCUGAAUAUGCUUCGAGCUUUGAAAGUGAAGGCCUAUCGCUUCUCUAUCUCCUGGUCUCGAAUUUUCCCAACUGGGAGAAACAGUUCUAUCAACACACCUGGUGUUGAUUAUUACAACAGGCUGAUCGAUGGCUUGAUAGCAAGCAAUAUCUCUCCUAUGGUGACACUGUUCCACUGGGACCUGCCCCAGGCCCUCCAGGAUAUUGGAGGCUGGGAGAAUCCUUCCUUGAUUGAGUUGUUUAACAGCUAUGCAGACUUUUGUUUCCAGACCUUUGGUGAUAGAGUCAAGUUCUGGAUGACCUUUAAUGAGCCCAUGGAACAGGCGUGGUUGGGUUAUGGCACAGGGGAAUUUCCCCCAAAUGUGAAUGACCCAGGCUGGGCACCUUACAGGAUUGCCCAUGCAGUCAUCAAAGCUCAUGCCACAGUCUAUCACACUUAUGAUGAGAAAUACAGGCAAGAGCAGAACGGGGUCAUCUCUUUGAGCCUCAGUGCACAUUGGGCAGAGCCCAAGUCACCAGAGCUCCCGAGAGAUGUGGAAGCAGCUGACCGAAUGCUGCAGUUCUCACUGGGCUGGUUCGCCCACCCCAUUUUCCGAAAUGGAGAUUAUCCUGAUGCCAUGAAGUGGAAAGUGGGGAACAGGAGUGAACUACAACACUUAGCCACCUCCCGCCUGCCAAGCUUCACUGAGGAAGAGAAGAGGUACAUCAUGGCUACAGCCGAUGUGUUCUGCCUCAACACCUACUACUCCAAAAUCGUGCAGCAUACAACACCCAGUUUAAACCCACCCUCCUACGAAUAUGACCAGGAGAUGACCGAGGAAGAGGAUCCUUCAUGGCCUUCCACAGCAAUGAACGGAGCUGUGCCCUGGGGGCUGCGAAGACUGCUCAACUGGAUCAAGGAAGAGUAUGGUGACAUCCCCAUUUACAUCACUGAAAAUGGAGUGGGGCUGACAAAUGCAGAAGUGGAAGAUACUGAUAGGAUAUUUUACCACAAAACCUACAUCAAUGAAGCUUUGAAAGCCUACAAGCUUGAUGAUGUCGACCUUCGAGGGUAUUCUGCAUGGUCUCUGAUGGACAACUUUGAGUGGCUGAAUGGCUACACCAUCAAGUUUGGACUGUACCAUGUUGAUUUCGAUAAUGUGAACAGGCCUCGCACAGCAAGAGCUUCAGCCAGGUACUACACAGAGGUCAUUACCAACAACGGCAUGCCGCUGGCCCAGGAAGAUGAGUUUCUCUACGGACAGUUUCCCGAGGGCUUCAUCUGGAGUGCAGCUACCGCUGCAUAUCAGAUCGAAGGUGCGUGGAGAGAAGAUGACAAAGGACUCAGUAUUUGGGACACAUUUUCUCACACACCACUGAAGAUUGAGAACAAUGACGUUGGAGACGUAACCAGUGACAGUUAUCACAAGAUUGCCGAGGAUGUGGUGGCCCUGCAGACCCUGGCUGUGUCCCACUAUCGCCUUUCCAUCUCUUGGCCUCGCAUUCUGCCUGAUGGAACCACGAAGUAUAUCAAUGAAGCGGGCCUGAACUACUACGUGCGGCUCAUUGACGCUCUGCUGGCUGUCAACAUCAAGCCCCAGGUGACCCUUUACCACUGGGACCUGCCCCAGGCACUCCAGGAUGUUGGAGGCUGGGAGAAUGAGACCAUUGUGGAGCACUUUAAAGAGUAUGCAAAUGUGCUCUUCCAGAGGCUGGGCGACAAGGUGAAGUUUUGGAUCACGCUGAAUGAGCCCUUUGUCGUUGUUACCCAGGGCUAUAGCUACGGGACAUCAGCUCCAGGAAUCUCCUCUAGGCCUGGCACUGCCCCCUACAUUGCUGGCCACAACCUACUAAAGGCUCAUGCUGAGGCCUGGCAUCUGUACAACGACGUGUACCGCCCCAGUCAAGGGGGCGUGAUUUCCAUCACCAUCAACAGUGACUGGGCUGAGCCCAGAGACCCCUCCAACCAGGAGGAUGUGGAGGCAGCCAGGAGAUACGUUCAGUUUAUGGGAGGCUGGUUUGCACAUCCUGUUUUCAAGAAUGGCGAUUACAACGAGGUGAUGAAGACACGGAUCCGUGACCGGAGCUUGGCUGAAGGCCUCAACACGUCUCGGCUCCCGGAGUUCACGGAGGCUGAGAAGAGGAGGAUCAACGGCACCUACGACUUUUUUGGUUUCAAUCACUACACCACUGUCCUGGCCUACAACCUUGACUAUGACUCUUCGGUCUCUUCCUUUGAUGCAGACAGGGGAGUUGCCUCCAUUGCAGAUCGCUCUUGGCCAGAGUCUGGCUCCUCCUGGCUGAAAAUGACACCUUUUGGCUUCCGGAAGAUCCUGAACUGGAUAAAGGAGGAAUACAACAACCCUGUGGUUUACGUAACAGAGAAUGGAGUGUCCCAUCGGGGAGAAGCAGAGCUUAACGACACUUUUAGGAUCUUCUACCUCCACACUUACAUCAACGAGGCCCUCAAAGCUGUGCAGGAUGAGGUGGACCUUCGAGGAUACACAGUUUGGACUCUGAUGGACAACUUCGAGUGGGCCACAGGCUUCCAAGACAAGUUUGGUCUGCAUUUUGUAAACUACACUGACCCUUCUCUGCCAAGGAUCCCCAGAGCGUCAGCCAAGUACUACGCCUCUAUAGUUCGGUGCAAUGGCUUCCCUGACCCUGCUACAGGGCCACACCCUUGUCUCCAGACUGAAGAUGCUGGACCCACUGUCAGCCCCGUGAGAGAGGAGCAAGUUCAGUUCUUGGGGCUCACGCUGGGUGCGACAGAAGCCCAGACAGCUCUCUACAUACUCUUUGCUCUUGUGCUUCUUGGAGCCUGUGGUGUGGCAUUUCUGUCAUAUAAAUACUGUAAGCGCUCCAAGCAGGCGAAAACACCACCAGGCCAGCAGGAACUGAGCCCGGUUUCGUCAUUCUGACCCACAAGUUACCACCUGCUCCAGUUCUGCAAAAUAAGCCUAGUUUCUUUGUAUACCUCUGCCACCCACAAAACUCCUUAGCAUCUUAGAUUCUGCCCAUACCAGACUUCUUCGUUAAGGCCUUCUGCACUGCUCGAGACUACUUUAAUCUUGAAGGAUUUCCCGUCCCUGAUUAAAAUGGAAAGAUCUGCAAAAUGCUCCAGUAUCAGGAAUUCUUUGGGGCAUUAGAAGACCCUGCAAGUGGCUCUUGUGGAAAUGUGCAGAUACUGAACUCGUCUAGCAGUUCUGUGAGCCACUUAACUGGGCUGUUUUAAAUUUCAGAGAUUUUUAAAGGUGGAAACAUGAUUAAAAAUCAUAGCAAUUCUCUUUAUUAAGAAAUCAACUCCAUAGUGUAGAUAGACUGCAGUGUUAUCUCUGC